Messenger RNA from Lates calcarifer (barramundi perch), 626 nucleotides. RefSeq names its product transcription and mRNA export factor ENY2-2. The record is from RefSeq and is a predicted model, not a curated record. Gene Ontology annotation, biological process: regulation of transcription by RNA polymerase II; positive regulation of DNA-templated transcription; poly(A)+ mRNA export from nucleus. The transcript is spliced from 5 exons. NCBI's taxonomy places the organism in Eukaryota, Metazoa, Chordata, Actinopteri, Centropomidae. Gene Ontology annotation, molecular function: transcription coactivator activity; chromatin binding. The coding region runs from base 145 to 435 and encodes 96 amino acids. Gene Ontology annotation, cellular component: nuclear pore; SAGA complex; DUBm complex.
GAUACAAUGUGUGGUCGGUUUGUGCGGAUUAACCGCCGCCAAAGCGGAACCGUUAAACCGUUAAUCUUUGAACGUUUCUGACGGUACGCUUGCGUUAAGGGACAGUGUGUUCCCCAGCUGAUCCAUUCCGACAAAAGACAGAUCAUGAGCAAAGAUUCCCAAAUGAGGGCCGCAAUAAACCAGAAGCUGAUAGAAAUGGGGGAACGGGAGCGGUUGAAAGAGGUGCUCAGGGCAAAGCUGGUGGAGUGUGGAUGGAAGGAUCAGCUGAAAGCACACUGCAAAGAUGUGAUCAGAGAAAAAGGCCUGGAGCACGUUACAGUGGAGGACCUGGUCACAGAAGUCACACCAAAAGGCAGAGCACUCGUACCCGACAGUGUGAAGAAAGAGCUCCUGCAGAGAAUCAGAGCUUUUCUAGCUCAACAUGCAACCUUGUGAAUGAGGCAGUUCGUGUCUAGACAUUUUUCUACUCACUGUAAAUCCACAAUUCAAAUCCAAACGGAUGUUUGUUCUCAUUGUGAGCGAUGCUGAAGUGUUAUUUUUAUUUUGUAUCGUGUGUUUUCAUAUUGAUUUUAGUUUGUUAUGCAGCAGUUUUGGAAAAAAAAAUAAAGUCAUGCCUAUUUUGGUCA